Molecule: messenger RNA, 3069 nt
Organism: Pediculus humanus corporis (human body louse)
Lineage: Eukaryota; Metazoa; Arthropoda; Insecta; Psocodea; Pediculidae
Product: multiple pdz domain protein, putative
Exons: 11
Coding region: 1-3069 (1022 amino acids)
Molecular function (GO): protein binding
Source: RefSeq, a predicted model, not a curated record
AUGAAAAUGCCUGUAGAAAAAGAAAAAAAAAUAAAAAAUGAAAAAAAAAGAAAAAAAGAAAUGAAAGAAGGAGAAGGAGAUAAAGAAGAAAAUGUCGUCGAAGGUGGCGAAGAUGGAAAUAUCGAAAUAUUAGAAAAACAAUUGAGCACGGAUGGCGAAUUGGAAAAAAGUACGGAUGAGGAUUUAAGCGCGGAUUUAUUACAAUUAAUGGUUCCAGUUGCUAACGACAAGUCUGGAGAUCGUAGGACGUCAUCGUUAGGAGACACCACAGACGAUGAUUUGGACGAGGAUGAAUAUCAAACGGGUUGGGCGUCUGACGUCAUACAUUUACCACCAUCGAUCGAAGUCGAAAUAAGAGUUCACAAAGGAACGGAACCUUUAGGUAUAAGCGUGGAUUCCGUAGACAGAGGAGUUAACGGAAUGUUGGUUGUUUUGGUUGUACCCGGAGGAGCAGUCGCACGUGAUGGUCACAUACAUCCGGGUGAUUACCUCGUGUCCGUAAAUCACGAAACAUUAAGAAAAGUUACCAAUUCUCAAGCGCGUGCCAUAUUACGAAGAGCACAACUUCUUUCGACUGAUAUUAGUGUUACCUACAUACCCGAAGAAGCGGCUGCUGCUUACAGGAAAUCGAUAAGACAAGAUUCUCAUUCGUCUGUUAGAUCUUCUCCCGUAGCUGCACUUCGUCACACGUCUCCAAGGUCUCCUUACAUACCGUCCGACAGCAGUCUCGAAUCAUCCGAAGAAAGAGAAAAAGAAAUACGGAGUGCCGAGGAUAAAAUUUUUGGUACGCCAGAGAAAAAACUCGGAGUUCGGAGUGAUUGCGAGUCGUUCAAAGAAGAAAACAACGAAUUGCUCAAGAGUUUAAGUAUAUAUUCGAGUUCCGGGGAAGCCUUUACGAAAGAAAAAAAAGGCAACGUGUCGAAUGAUGAUGACGACGUAUCGUCAUUUAAAAGAGACUCGUUGCCUUGCGUCGAAACGCCUUACAAUCGCGAAUCAAUCAAAGACUUUGUUGUGAAUAAUAAAAAUUACAAGAAAUUAUCACAGACUAAAUCCGUCGAUAGAACGGAUGCCAAACAGGGACCCCUGUCCGUUUGCGUCGUGGACGGUUUAUACAGUGUUCAAAGUCGAAAAGGAAAUAAAGUUCUCGUCGGAAUUGAAUUGAGCAGAAAGGAUAAAUUUCAAUCAUCGGAAUCGUCGGGGAAAGUCAAAGAUAAAAAAGGAGGAAUUGCGACGUCGACGAUAACGACGACGACGACUACGACUACGACUACGGCUUCCGUAAGUUCGAGCAAGAAAAAAGAUGAUGAUAAUAAUAAGGGUGAAAGUGAAAUGAAAUUAAACAACGAUACGAUUAAUGUUGAUUAUCUAAACGGUAAAAAGGUUAAUAAAAAACUUAUUAGCGGUAAAAGUUUGCCGGCCGUCGAAGUUUCAUUGGACGGUAGAACUCAAAGAAAAUUAUCUCCGGUAAAAGACGAAAAAGAGAUUUAUCAUUUGGAAAAAGCGAGCGGAACCAUCGGGGAUCGCGAUAGUUUCAUACAGGGUUACGAAGACGAAAUACAAAAAGAAAUCGAAGUAAGGGUCGAAAUAGUCGAAGUGAGUGAAGAAAGUGCCGAUGAACUGACUUGCGAAAAAGUCGAGAGAACGAUCGAUGGAAAAAAAUCGAAGGAUUUCGAUGAGAAAGACGAUAAUAAAAAAAUAAAAAUUUGUCAUCACGUGGAAAAAGAAAAAUCGACGUCGGACGGUGCGGAGAGUCGUGGAAAUAAGGAAGAAAUAAAACGUAAUAAAACAUUAGAGGAAAAAUUUUCGGAGAAAGACGAAAAAGUAAUAAAAAGUGAUACGCAAAGUUUUGACGUAAAAGAAAAUUACGAUGAUGACAAUAAAAAUCGUGACGAUGACGAUGAUGACGAAAAAGAAAAAAAUAAAAAAAAUUUAAACAAUGGUGACGUCGGUGAUGAUGACGUCGAGGGUGGUGACGUAGAUCGAGAAGGUUCGUCAAAUCUAUCGAAUGAUUUAAAAACAAAGAGGAAAAUAAUACAAACUCGGUUGCCAAGUUUCGAGUGCACUUGCGACGGAAUUUACGACGAUGCCAGUCCCGAACGGAUUUGCACAUGCGUUUCUCCUUCGGGACAUUUGGAUACGUGUUUAGACGUUCUCUCGGACGAUUCUAAAAGAACUUCGCAUUAUCACAGUGCGGAAAUAACCGUUCACUCUUGGGAUUUGGGUAGUAAUUUUGCAAGUCCCGAAUUGACGGUCAAUCAAGAAAUAGCCAACACGGAAAGUUUUUAUUCUUCCGGCGAAGAAUUUAAAAGUGGAGGAACUUCUCCAUUUUAUUCUCCGAGAGGUGAUUCUCCAGAUUUAUUACAAAGUACAAAAAAUUCUAAUAAAAUGGACAAGGAGGUAUCCGCAAAUAUUUUGUUGGCAAAACAUUGGGGACCCGAGAGGCACGUGGAAGUCGUUAGGGAACCCAAUUGCAGCCUAGGAAUCAGCAUCGUUGGCGGGAAGGUUGAUUUGUAUAAUGCGGGCCCAGAUAGUAGUUCGGCUAUUUUAGGAAUAUUUAUUAAAAACGUACUUCCGAAUAGUCCAGCUGGUAUAAAUGGAGAAUUAAAGACUGGAGAUAGAAUAUUGGAAGUUGAUUCGAUCGAUUUAAGAAGUGCCAAUCACGAGAAAGCCGUUGAAGUCAUAAGAGGUGCCGGAAAUAAAGUUAAAUUUCUUGUCCAGUCAUUGAUUCAAUGGAAUGUCGAAGGAGAUUCGGAUAUCGCUUCGAUUAGUUCCGCUCCAGCGUCUAUCAAUGAUAUUGAAAUCGAACGAUGUCGUCCGACGACUCCAGUAGUUACGAUUUGCACUCCUGAACCGAUCGUCAUACAGGAAGGUUUACCAGAUUUCGAAAAACAAUUGGUACAAGAAAGAAAACAAUCGUUAUCGAUGGAUUCGGAAAGUGAAAAAGACACGAAAUCAGAACAAACGACGAAAAUAAAUAAAAAAAGUGCCGGAAACGUAAAAAGAACAAAAGCGGAAAAAGAAAAUGAUCCGGAAGAGCCCGACGAAUUCGGAUAUACUUCGAGUAGUUAA